AUCUGAUAUACUCUGCUGCUUAUCUGUAUCCAAACUCCUAAACAAUAGAAAAGCCACAUUUGACUGGUGCAAGAGAAAUGCCAGAGAAAUGGAAGGACCAGUGGGGGAAUGCUGCUAAGAGGUACAAGAAGAAAGCUGGGGAUGCCAACAAGAUCAACGCCCUCUUCAAGAGAUACAGCGCUGUGGGAAAUCUCAAGAGCCGCUGGCAGAGCUGGGCCUCAGAGCACACUGUUAACCAGAAACUGAACCCCUUCUGUAAAUAUUUCAACCAUGAUUACUCCAUGUCCCUUCGCCUCCAAAAGGGCGAAGAGGGUUACGUACGCCGCAAGGAGGGUACCAAAACUGCAGGGAAAGCCAAACGCGCUGAGCAACACAUCCACCGUGAGAUAGGCGACAUGUGUUUCGUGAUCAGGACUAUGGCUGACCAGAUGGAAAGACCCACGUUCACGUUUGGACAGUUGUUUGACAGAUAUGUUCGGAUCUCUGAUAAGGUGGUAGGGAUUCUGAUGAGAGCCAGGAAACACAGGAAGGUUGCGUUUGAAGGAGAGAUGCUGUGGCAAGGCCAGGAUGAGGGAGUGAUCAUUACUCUGCUGGUGUGA
This is a messenger RNA of Cottoperca gobio, 599 nucleotides long. RefSeq names its product actin binding Rho activating protein b (gene abrab). Gene Ontology annotation, cellular component: sarcomere. Gene Ontology annotation, molecular function: actin binding. Gene Ontology annotation, biological process: positive regulation of transcription by RNA polymerase II; positive regulation of Rho protein signal transduction. The record is from RefSeq and is a predicted model, not a curated record. NCBI's taxonomy places the organism in Eukaryota, Metazoa, Chordata, Actinopteri, Perciformes, Bovichtidae. The transcript has 3 exons. The coding region runs from base 78 to 599 and encodes 173 amino acids.